AGUACAGGAAAAGUUACUUUUGACGUUGGUCGCUCACCCGGGAGAUGAAAAGCAUUUUUUGACCCCCUGAAAAAUCAGUAUCUCGGUUAUGUUUCCUACGGCUUUGUGUCUAUAGCUUAAAUAGCAUCUCUUCUCCUAAAGUCUGUGUUAAGUGGAGCAGCUAAUGAAGCAUUUCACCGCUGGCUUGAAUGUCAGCGUUUGAACGUUUUGAAACCGAAGAAGGCGUACUGUACAGGGAGCUUCUGGCAAUAAAUAGUUUCUGAUGGAGCCUGAUUUAAAGUCCGAUGCAGGGGGUUCCUCCUGAGCGGCCGGAGCUCUCCGAGCACUGACCCUGCCGGCCCUUCCAGCGACGCCUGUGAUGCCAUCCCUUGGCUCAGUCACAAACGGCGCAGGAUAAAGGGCUCUGGCAGCAUGAUCUCAGAAAGGGAUUCGGAGACCACCUUCGAUGAGGAUUCCCAGCCCAACGAUGAGGUGAUGCCGUACAGUGACGAUGAAACGGAGGAUGAGCUGGACAGCCGGCAGCCUGCCGUGGAACCAGGACAAAACCAAAGCCACAGAGACGCCGAGGAGAGCCAAGAGCCAUUGAAAAAAGACUGCAGCUGGCAAGUUAAAGCAAAUGAUGAAUGCUUCUACCAACAGCCCCAGUUUAAGAGAACUGUAUUUCUGUGCUUCAAAAAAAGCAAAUAUGCAGGAAAUGCAAUUAAGACAUACAAGUACAACCCUAUCACUUUUUUACCACUGAAUCUGUUGGAACAGUUUAAAAGAGCAGCCAACUUCUAUUUCCUUGUUCUUCUCAUUUUGCAGUCGAUUCCCCAAAUAACUACCCUGUCAUGGUAUACAACACUGGUGCCCUUACUCUUGGUGCUGGGGAUAACUGCUGUCAAAGACCUAGUGGAUGACAUUGCUCGUCACAGGAUGGACAACGAGGUUAAUAAUAGGACAUGCGAAGUCAUCAGGGAUGGAAGGUUCAAAAACACAAAAUGGAAAGAUAUUAAAGUUGGUGAUAUCAUUCGUCUGAAGAAAAACACUUUCGUUCCUGCUGAUAUUUUGCUGCUAUCCAGCUCAGAACCAAACAGUCUCUGCUAUGUAGAGACAGCUGAACUAGAUGGGGAGACUAACUUAAAAUUCAAGAUGGCUCUUGAGGUCACACACAGAUACCUUCAAGAAGAAAGUGCGAUGGCAGAGUUUAACGGUCUGAUUGAGUGUGAAGAACCUAACAACCGACUGGAUAAGUUUGCAGGAACGUUGUUCUGGAGGAACAUGAGUUAUUCCCUGGAUGCUGAUAAGAUUUUAUUACGUGGAUGUAAAAUCAGAAAUACAGAUUUCUGCCACGGAGUGGUCAUAUUUGCAGGUGCUGAUACAAAAAUAAUGAAAAAUAGUGGAAAGACAAGAUUUAAAAGGACAAAAAUUGACUCCCUUAUGAAUUACAUGGUUUAUACUAUUUUUGUUGUGCUCAUCCUGCUGUCGGCCGGCCUCGCCAUCGGACACACGUACUGGGAGCAGCAGAUCGGCAACUUGUCUUGGUACCUCUAUGAUGCAGCAGACUUCAGCCCUCCAUAUCGUGGCUUCCUCAACUUCUGGGGCUAUAUCAUUGUCCUGAACACCAUGGUUCCCAUUUCCCUCUAUGUGAGCGUUGAAGUGAUUCGUCUGGGCCAAAGCUACUUUAUCAACUGGGACCUGCAGAUGUAUUACCCCGAGAAGGACACGCCUGCGAAGGCCAGGACCACCACGCUGAACGAGCAGCUGGGGCAGAUCCACUACAUCUUCUCCGACAAGACGGGAACGCUGACGCAGAAUAUCAUGACGUUUAAAAAAUGUUGCAUAAACGGCCAAAGAUACGGAGAGUACCGGGAUGGAGCAGGGCAGCUUCAGAGCCACCCAGAGCAAGUGGAUUUCAGCUGGAACGAGUACGCAGAUGGAAAGUUCUUGUUCUACGAUCACUAUCUGAUAGAGCAAAUAAAGUCUGGAAAGGAGCCAGAAAUUCAAAAGUUCUUUUUUCUGCUUGCCAUUUGUCACACAGUCAUGGUUGACACUUCUGAUGGUCAGCUCAAUUACCAAGCAGCUUCCCCGGACGAAGGGGCCCUGGUUACAGCAGCCAGAAACUUUGGCUAUGUUUUUCUUUCCCGAACGCAAAACACUAUCACUAUAAGUGAAAUGGGGAUUGAAAGAACUUACGACGUCCUCGCUAUCUUGGACUUCAACAGCGACAGAAAGCGGAUGUCUGUCAUUGUAAAAGAAUCAGGUGGAAAUAUCAGGCUGUAUUGUAAAGGGGCUGACACAGUAAUCUAUGAACGGUUGCACCCAAGGAAUCUAAAGAGAGAAGCUACAGAAGAAGCACUAGAUAUUUUUGCAAAUGAAACUCUUAGGACGCUCUGCCUGUGCUACAGGGACAUCAGUCAUGAUGAAUUUGAAGCAUGGAAUAAAAAGUUUGCAGAGGCCAGUGUAGCUACAACUAAUCGUGAUGAAGCUCUGGACAAAGUAUAUGAGGAAAUAGAAAAAAACUUGAUUCUGCUUGGUGCGACAGCUAUUGAAGACAAACUACAGGAUGGAGUUCCAGAAACCAUUUCCAGACUUUCAAAAGCAGACAUUAAAAUCUGGGUGCUUACUGGUGACAAAAAAGAAACUGCUGAAAAUAUUGGAUUUUCUUGUGAACUCUUAACAGAAGAAACAACAAUCUGCUAUGGAGAAGAUACCAGCGCUCUCCUUCAAACCAGGUUGGAAAACCAGAAGAACAGAGCCGGAUCAAGUACCCACUCCUCUCUAAAAAUGAACGAGCCCUUCUUCCAGGGCAGUAGAGAUCGUGCUUUAAUCAUCACUGGCUCCUGGCUGAAUGAAAUCCUGCUAGAGAAGAAGAAGAAGAAGAAAAAGAAACUUAAACUGAAAUUCCCUAGAACAGCAGAAGAGAAGAAAAAGCAAUCUGAGAAGAGAAGGAGGGCUGAGGCUUACAAAGAACAGCAGCAGAAGAACUUUGUUGAUCUGGCCUGCGAGUGCCGGGCUGUGAUCUGCUGCCGAGUGACGCCGAAGCAGAAGGCCAUGGUGGUCGACCUUGUGAAGAAAUACAAGAAAGCCAUUACUCUGGCUAUUGGGGACGGUGCCAAUGAUGUAAACAUGAUUAAAACUGCCCACAUUGGAGUUGGAAUCAGCGGCCAGGAGGGGAUGCAGGCCGUCAUGUCAAGCGACUACUCCUUCGGGCAGUUCCGCUACCUGCAACGACUGCUGCUGGUCCACGGACGAUGGUCUUACAUUAGGAUGUGCAAGUUUUUAAGAUAUUUUUUCUACAAAAACUUUGCUUUCACGCUAGUCCACAUCUGGUAUUCAUUCUUUAAUGGCUUUUCUGCCCAGACAGCCUAUGAGGACUGGUUCAUCACGCUGUACAACGUGCUGUACUCCAGUCUCCCGGUUCUGCUGGUUGGCUUGCUUGACCAGGAUGUGAGCGACAAACUGAGUCUUCGGUUCCCUAGACUGUAUGUUUUGGGACAGAAAGAUUUACUUUUUAACUACGAGAAAUUCUUUUUAAGUUUGCUUCACGGAGCUAUAACUUCACUGAUAAUCUUCUUCAUACCAUAUGGAGCUUACCUGAAAACUAUGGGACAAGAUGGAGAAGCCCCUUCAGAUUAUCAGUCAUUUGCUGUCACGGCAGCUUCUUCUCUGAUAUUUGUCGUCAAUUUUCAGAUUGGCUUGGAUACAUCUUACUGGACUUUUGUUAAUGCUUUUUCAGUAUUUGGGAGUAUUGCACUUUACUUUGGUAUCACAUUUGACUUCCACAGUGCUGGAAUCCAUGUUCUCUUUCCUUCUGGCUUCCAGUUCACAGGAACUGCUCCAAAUGCUCUGAGACAACCAUACCUCUGGCUGACCAUGAUUUUAUCGAUUGCCAUUUGCUUACUUCCUGUAGUGGCAUGGCAUUUCUUAUCAAUGACAAUUUGGCCUUCAGAAAGUGAUCGGAUCCAGCGGAACCGUAAGGAGUACGUGGCAGAAGAGCAGCGGUGGACGCGGAGGCAGAGCACCUUCCGCCGAGGGCUGUCCGGCCGCCGCUCCGCGUACGCCUUCUCCCACCAGCGGGGCUACGCUGACCUCAUCGCUUCGGGGCGCAGCCUCCGGAAGAAGCGGGCGCCCCUGGACGCAGUCCUGGGCCACGGCGGGGCCCGCGCCGGCGCUGCUCGGGACACAAGCUGAUGCUUGGCCGGCCGGCGGGAAGCCUUUGGUCCCAACGCUUGCACAAAGAAAAUGUUUUUUUAAAAACAAACUCAGGAUAUUUUUCUAACCAAAUGGCGUGAGGAUACGAAGAUUUUUAUGUUUUAUCACAGAACUUCCUGGUUUUGGACUACUGGAAACAUAAAAAGGCCAAGAGUUCUCUCUGGAGCUACUAGUCCUUGUGCAGCUGAUUUCUGUUUCAUGUGAAAAUGAAGGAUACGUGUGCUUGGGUAUGAAAACCCAGCAGUGUAAUAUUUAUUUUUUAGCUAUGCCUGGAAUUGCAAACUUUUUUCACAUUUUAGUAAUAUGUUGGUAUGAAACUGCAGCUACAUUUCGUAUUUUGUCUUUGAAAGCAAACUGCUCAGUAGCAGUUCCCCUGUGCACGCCAUUUCAGUGAGUUGCACAGUCAGAAUGGUGGGUCGGGCAAUCUGGCCCCGGGUGUCCUCGCCGAGCUCACACAGCUGGGAUUAAGAUAUACACCUGGUGAUAAACUUUAGUCGGUGUCGGGUGUUAUUAAGAAUUCUAACAGGUAGAGAUGUGGCCUCUGUCCAUUUCUCUUUCUGCGAGGGCUGACCAUGGCUCGCUGCACUCAAUCAGCAGACAUGUUCUUCACACCUUGGUAGUGGGAGUGAUCUGCCAUUGUUCCUUCCCUUCCUAGUCCAUUCCUUGGUUUCCCCUGGAACAGAGAGAUUCGAAUUAGUAGUUAACAGAGGUUUAUUCUCACUCGCUCUCUAGUUUCUCUGCCUGUCUCUUUUCCAGCUCUAGAAUAUCACCUCACACAGUGUGUUUAUGAAUGGAGAUAUCUGAUCUCUGCCCCGGGGCUGGCCAGAGCCAGGUCAUUUCAGUUUUGGAUAUGGUCAGUCACGGGGAACGACAAAACAGGCGCUUUUAGGUGGAGCCUAUUUCACCGCUUGGGACUCAGUUCUUAAACCCUGUCCCGUGUGUUUUCAUGAGACUCUUUACAUUUGCACAUACUCUUCACGUGGAGCGGGAUGAAUGUUUCACUUCUGCCUGACUCCUGGGCUACGGUUGAUGACUGAAAUGGUUUUACAGGAAAAAUCAUGAUCCACGGCUUCUGUUCAAUGGAAUGUACGUGUCGGAAACACUGCGAAUAAACGUCCUGAACUGC
Molecule: messenger RNA, 5320 nt
Organism: Athene cunicularia (burrowing owl)
Lineage: Eukaryota; Metazoa; Chordata; Aves; Strigiformes; Strigidae
Gene: ATP8B1
Product: ATPase phospholipid transporting 8B1
Exons: 29
Coding region: 412-4173 (1253 amino acids)
Biological process (GO): phospholipid translocation; Golgi organization
Cellular component (GO): plasma membrane
Molecular function (GO): magnesium ion binding; ATP hydrolysis activity; ATPase-coupled intramembrane lipid carrier activity
Source: RefSeq, a predicted model, not a curated record